Messenger RNA from Jatropha curcas, 745 nucleotides. RefSeq names its product MLP-like protein 328. NCBI's taxonomy places the organism in Eukaryota, Viridiplantae, Streptophyta, Magnoliopsida, Malpighiales, Euphorbiaceae. The record is from RefSeq and is a predicted model, not a curated record. Gene Ontology annotation, biological process: defense response.
AUAUUCGAUUAAAAAGUCUAUAUAAAGACAAGGUAACCAAAUCAAGAUUGCAUAUAGCGCAAAUACAAGUUAUAGCAACGCAUUCAUUGAAGAAAAGAAAAUAAAAAUGGCUGAUGAUUUGAAAGGUCAAUUGGAGGCUGAGGUACAACUCAAAUGCAGUCCUGAACAGUUCUUCAGCGUCUGGAAGAAUGAUGCCCAACAGGUUCCCAAUCACACUCCUUCCAAUGUUCAAGGAGUUAAACUCCAUGAAGGUGAUUGGGAGACUUCAGGUUGUAUCAAGAUUUGGGACUACACUAUAGAAGGAAAGCCUGGAGUAUUCAAAGAGAAGGUGGAAUUGGAUGAAGCAAACAAAAUAGUGAAGCUUAUUGGACUGGAAGGUGAUGUGUUCGAGAUUUAUAAGGUUUACAAUUGCAUAUGGCAUCUCAAAGGUAAUCUGGCAAAAGUGACUAUUGAAUAUGAGAAACUGAACGACAAUGUUCCUGCUCCACACAUAUACUUAGAUUUUCUGGUUAGCAUGACCAAGGAUAUUGAUGCUUCCCUUGUCAAGCCUUAAAUCUUAGCAAAGUGACCUGUCGUUCCUGUUAAACUGGGUCCUUUCCUUUUGUAAUAAUAAAAUAAAAGCCUUCUGCUUAUAUACAUUUGAGAUGUGAAAUUAUGGAAGAGCUGUUGCUAUUUGUAAUAUUGUUGAUUUGUGUGUGUUUUGUAAUUAAUUAUUAAAUAAAGCUAAAUUAUUAUUAUGCUCAAA